This is a messenger RNA of Syngnathus typhle (broad-nosed pipefish), 2784 nucleotides long. It is a transcript of the gene mul1, whose product is annotated as mitochondrial E3 ubiquitin protein ligase 1b. Lineage: Eukaryota; Metazoa; Chordata; Actinopteri; Syngnathiformes; Syngnathidae. Gene Ontology annotation, biological process: organelle organization; protein ubiquitination. The coding region runs from base 197 to 1297 and encodes 366 amino acids. Gene Ontology annotation, molecular function: ubiquitin-protein transferase activity. The record is from RefSeq and is a predicted model, not a curated record. Gene Ontology annotation, cellular component: mitochondrion. The transcript is spliced from 5 exons.
GGCGACACUUAACAAAUGUUUCAGCAAUUUUAUUCCUCGAUUCGAAACAGUUUCUAACGUAUUUUCUUUUCGGGUAAAGUGACGCAAGCUAACCGUUCAUUCAGGGCGUUAGCAUGUAUGCUCGCAAACCCGUUCAAAUGAGCGAAACAGAAGCGUACGUAAACACAAUGUCCUCACAAAACUACCGCUAGUUUUUAUGAAAGAGUAUCAACUUCCAACAAUUUCUAUUGGCAAUAAAGGCACAAUGGACUGGAGUCCCUCAGCUGUCCAGGUGGCCCUCUUGGCUACCAGCUCGGCCCUCACUGGUGUCUUCUACAACGUGUACAGGAACAAAGCAGCGACGGUGACCAAAUUAAAGGAUGCCAAGAAAGUUUCCAUUGACCAGGAUUUGAAAAUGAUCCUGUCUGAAACACCGGGAAGAUGUUUCCCUUAUGCCGUCGUUGAAGGUGCCGUGAGGUCUGUGAAGGAAACGCUCAGUAGCCAGUUUCUUGACAAUUGCAAAGGGGUCAUUGAGAGACUGACUUUGAAGGAGGAGAAAAUGGUUUGGAACCGCACCACUCAACUCUGGAGCAACACUCAGAAAGUCCUCCACCAGCGCACCAACUCGGUUCCGUUUGCACUCGGUCACCACGAUAACGACAUCACCGCCACCGUAUGUGUCGUGCGCCCCCUUGAAGCCGCAGAGUUAAAUCUGGAGACCACGUACGAGAACUUCCACCCCACCGUUCAGUCCCUGUCCAGCGCCAUCGGCAGCUUCAUCAGCGGCGAGCGACCCAAAGGCAUUCACGAAACGGAAGAGAUGUUGCGCUUGGGCGACAGCGUCACCGGCGUCGGCGAGCUGGUGCUGGAUAACAACGUCAUUAAGCUGCAGCCACCCAAGCAAGGCUUCUUGUAUUUCCUCACUCGGUUGGACUUUGACGCUCUCCUGAGGAAGCAGGAGCGAGACGUCAGACUGUGGCGCAUUCUGACCGUCGUCUUCGGCCUGGCCGCCUGUUCCACCUUCUUCUACCUUUUGUGGAAGCAGUACGAGUGCCUCAGACAGAGAAAGCGCGUGAAGCGCAUGCUUAAAGAGUUUGAGGAGCAAGAGAAGAAAAAUAAGGAGGAGCAAAAUUGGGAGGAAAGCGAUGAGCAGGCCAGCCGGUGCGCCGUAUGCUUGUACCAGGAGCGCUCCUGUGUCUUUCUGGAGUGCGGACACGUGUGUACGUGCACGAGAUGCUACGAGGCUCUGCCGGAGCCAAAGAAAUGUCCCAUCUGCAGGGCCAUCAUAGAUAGGAUGGUGCUCAUCUACAAUACCUAAUACCAAAGGGAUGAGUCAGUUCUCUAUGUCGUCAUGGGGCAAAACUCUUGAAUCAAAACAAGGGUGCAGACAACCGUCAGGUCGUAUCCAUUUAUUGAAUUAUGGCACUUUUGCUUGUCCAUAAUUAUGAACCUAGUAUCCUUCCAAUCAGAUACCAAUGUUUUUUAUGCGUAUACGUACAAUAAACUGACAUCAAUGCACAAUAUAAUGUACUUCCAAUAACUGCUAUUUUAGGCAUGGGGUGGGAGGCGUAACUAGUAAAAGGCACAUUUAAGGUAGUAUUGCACCAGGCAGGCAAGGCUCCCAGCGCACCACUCAGUUGUAAAACUUUCAAAACGACGACAGGAAAGGUGGGGUUGAACGUAACAGCUUCUUAGCAAGUAAUGGCGAGCUGCUCAACGUAAGGUAGAGCAAGUGCAAAAUGAAAGCGAAAGACUUGUUUCUGAUUAAUAGUACAGUACUAGAUUUAAAAAAAGAAGAAGUUGCCAGACAGCUGGCAGCGGCUUCGAAUUUUCACUGCAUUUAUUUUAAGGGUAAGAUGGUUUGAAAGUGCUGAGUUCAUAGUUUGGGCUUUAAACUAUUUAUGUAGGCAAUUCUAAACGUUCCCGAGCGGUGUCUAUGACUCGGGCUUGGAACAGGAGUGUUCGCUGUUUUCCCAAAUUUUUCAUUUGAACUUCUAGGCUUUGUCACGGCUGCCACACCAGAUCAGUUUGCUCAGUGGGGCUCUGAAGCAGACAUGCGUGUGGACACUUGGAGCAUGAGGAAAUCGGGAUGUCGUGAGGCUGACCAAAAACCUGUGCACAAUUAGACUUUGGUGGGAGUGGAUGUCGGUUAUCAUAGAAUCCAAAGGGGCGCAGAUGCGAGGGGGACUGUGUAUGGACCAGUCCAUGGGUCAACCAUUGAGGCGAACUGCGAGAAAUGGAGGUUUAAGUAUGUGUGGAUCUUUGAAGACUUAGAAUUUCCUCAGUUUUAAUUUAAAAAAAAAAAAAAAAAAAAAGGUUAUUUUGUUCUCACCUGUUGUCAAUAUGAUUUUGUGGGAUGUCAGUACCCCAUGGUGAAAAAUGCUCUCCUAAGUUGACGUCACAUCUGCCUUCAAGGCUAUGGUAGGACCCGCCAUCCUCCAGAUGGCUUUUGAAUGAAUCCCUAGGAUGGAAGGUUUUCCAUUUUUUCUCAGAACAACUACAUUUGGAGAGUAACUGAACAAACUCACCUGCGCUGCUUUGUUUUUUUUUCAUUUGCUCCUCUGUUUUGUUGGGCACAGUCCCAAAUACAGCAAGUGAUGAACGCCAAGGACAUGAUACAUAUUAUGCCGAUGCUGAUGAUGGAUGCAAGAACAGCCACGCGGAAACCACCGUCUUUGUACGGAGACAACGCUGAAGAGUGACAAGGAGAACAUAUAUUUCAUGGUUAGAGAAGCCUGAAUGUGUUAUGUCCUUAUGUAGAAAGAGUUGAGUCUGAGCAAGAAGAAUUAAACCAUUUUAAACGUU